Molecule: messenger RNA, 2773 nt
Organism: Loxodonta africana (African savanna elephant)
Lineage: Eukaryota; Metazoa; Chordata; Mammalia; Proboscidea; Elephantidae
Gene: TRIM28
Product: tripartite motif containing 28
Exons: 17
Coding region: 16-2514 (832 amino acids)
Cellular component (GO): chromatin
Molecular function (GO): transcription corepressor activity; protein binding; zinc ion binding
Source: RefSeq, a predicted model, not a curated record
CCCGGCGGUGUGUGAAUGGCGGCCUCGGCAGCGGCGGCGGCGGCGGCGGCCUCGGCUGCGUCGGGUAGCCCCGGCCCAGGCGAGGGCUCGGCGGGUGGCGAGAAGCGUGCCGCCGCCUCAUCGGCUGCAGGCUCGGCUUCGGCCUCGGCGUCGUCGCCCGGUUCGGGCGGUGGCGAGGUGCUGGAGCUGCUGGAGCAUUGCGGCCUGUGUCGAGAGCGCCUGCGGCCCGAGCGGGAGCCGCGCCUGCUCCCCUGCCUGCACUCGGCCUGCAACGCCUGCCUCGGGCCUGCCGCACCCGCCGCGUCCAAUAGCUCAGGAGACGGCGGCGCGGCGGGGGACAGCGCGGUGGUGGAUUGUCCCGUGUGCAAGCAGCAGUGCUUCUACAAAGAUAUCGUGGAAAACUAUUUUAUGCGCGACAGUGGUAGCAAGGCUGCCACCGAUUCCCAGGAUGCUAAUCAGUGCUGCACCAGCUGUGAGGAUAAUGCACCCGCCACCAGCUACUGCGUGGAAUGCUCCGAACCGCUUUGUGAGACAUGUGUGGAGGCACACCAGCGGGUGAAGUACACCAAGGACCACACUGUGCGAUCCACUGGGCCGGCUAAGACGCGGGAUGGCGAGCGCACUGUGUACUGCAGCGUACACAAGCACGAGCCCCUUGUGCUGUUUUGCGAGAGCUGUGACACCCUCACCUGUCGGGACUGCCAGCUCAAUGCCCACAAGGACCAUCAGUACCAGUUUCUGGAGGAUGCAGUGAGGAACCAGCGCAAGCUCCUGGCCUCGUUGGUGAAGCGCCUGGGGGACAAGCAUGCCACGCUGCAGAAGAGUACCAAGGAGGUUCGCAGCUCAAUCCGCCAGGUGUCAGACGUGCAGAAGCGUGUGCAGGUGGAUGUUAAGAUGGCCAUUCUGCAGAUAAUGAAGGAGCUGAAUAAGCGCGGUCGCGUGUUGGUCAAUGAUGCCCAGAAGGUGACCGAGGGGCAGCAGGAGCGGCUGGAGCGGCAGCACUGGACCAUGACCAAGAUCCAGAAGCACCAGGAGCAUAUCCUGCGCUUUGCCUCCUGGGCCCUGGAGAGUGACAACAACACGGCUUUGCUGCUGUCCAAGAAGCUGAUCUACUUCCAGCUGCACCGUGCUCUCAAGAUGAUCGUGGACCCCGUGGAGCCACACGGCGAGAUGAAAUUCCAGUGGGACCUGAACGCCUGGACCAAGAGUGCUGAGGCCUUCGGCAAGAUCGUGGCAGAGCGCUCGGGCACCAACUCCACAGGCCCUGCACCCAUGGCCCCUCCGCGGGCCCCUGGCCCACUGAGCAAGCAGGGCUCGGGCAGCAGCCAGCCCAUGGAGGUACAGGAAGGCUACGGCUUUGGGUCAGUAGAUGACCCCUACUCCAGUGCGGAGCCUCACGUAUCGGGUGUGAAGCGGUCUCGCUCUGGUGACGGUGAGGUGAGCGGCCUCAUGCGCAAGGUGCCGCGGGUGAGCCUCGAGCGCCUGGACUUGGACCUCACAGCCGACAGCCAGCCACCCGUAUUCAAGGUGUUUCCAGGCAACACCACAGAGGACUACAAUCUCAUUGUCAUCGAGCGUGGUGGUGCUGCCGCGGCUGCCGGUCAGCCAGGGACUGCACCCCCUGGAGCCCCUGGAGCUCCGCCCCUGCCUGGCAUGGCCAUUGUCAAGGAGGAAGAGACAGAGGCAGCAAUUGGAGCUCCGCCUGCUGCUGCUGAAGGCCCCGAGACCAAGCCCGUGCUGAUGGCCCUGGCAGAGGGCCCUGGUUCUGAGGGCCCCCGCCUGGCCUCACCCAGUGGUAGCACCAGCUCGGGUCUGGAGGUGGUGGCCCCUGAAGGUGCCUCAGCCUCAUCUGGUGGCCCAGGUGCCCUGGACGACAGCGCCACCAUCUGUCGCGUCUGCCAGAAGCCAGGUGACCUGGUCAUGUGCAACCAGUGCGAAUUUUGCUUCCACCUGGACUGCCACCUGCCGGCUCUGCAGGAUGUGCCAGGGGAAGAGUGGAGCUGUUCACUUUGCCAUGUGCUCCCUGACCUGAAGGAGGAGGACGGGAGCCUCAACCUGGAUGAGGCCGACACAACUGGUGUGGUGGCCAAGCUUUCACCGGCCAACCAGCGGAAGUGUGAGCGUGUCCUGCUGGCCCUGUUCUGCCAUGAGCCGUGCCGGCCCCUGCACCAGCUGGCCACUGACUCCACCUUCUCCUUGGACCAGCCUGGGGGCACCCUGGACCUGACACUGAUCCGUGCCCGUCUCCAGGAGAAAUUAUCACCUCCCUACAGUUCCCCCCAGGAAUUUGCCCAGGAUGUGGGGCGUAUGUUCAAGCAGUUCAACAAGCUGACAGAGGACAAGGCGGACGUGCAGUCCAUCAUUGGUCUGCAACGCUUUUUUGAGACGCGCAUGAAUGAAGCUUUUGGCGACACCAAGUUCUCAGCAGUGCUGGUCGAGCCUCCACCACUGAGCCUACCUGGUGCUGGUCUGGGGGCCCCAGAGCUGUCUGGUGGCCCCAGUGAUGGCCUCUGAGGCUGGUGUCCCCAUGGCCAGCCUGGCGUGGCUCUGUUCUGUCCUGUUCCCCCUUCCCUGCCUCCUGGUGGCCUGGCUCCCACUCCCUGGUGGCCCUGUCCCCAGUUCCUCACAUUAUGGUUUUUACUUCUGUGGAUUUAAUAAAAACUUCACCAGUUCCUUGGAUCUCACUAUUGGGGAGUUUGGGACGCAGUAGUUGAUGGGGUAUUGGUGGUUGUAGAGCCACAGUGGCUGUAAGGGGCCUCAUCCCCAGACUACC